Mesitornis unicolor (brown roatelo) is the source of this 1296-nucleotide messenger RNA. RefSeq names its product carbohydrate (N-acetylgalactosamine 4-0) sulfotransferase 8 (gene CHST8). The record is from RefSeq and is a predicted model, not a curated record. Gene Ontology annotation, molecular function: sulfotransferase activity. The transcript has 3 exons. NCBI's taxonomy places the organism in Eukaryota, Metazoa, Chordata, Aves, Mesitornithiformes, Mesitornithidae. Gene Ontology annotation, biological process: carbohydrate biosynthetic process; proteoglycan biosynthetic process. Bases 1 to 1296 code for a protein of 431 amino acids. Gene Ontology annotation, cellular component: membrane.
AUGAGGCUGACAUGUAUGUUCUCCUUCAUCUUGCUGUUUGGAGCAGCUGGGCUCGUUGUCUUCAUUCACCUGCAGGAUCCAGAGGAAAUAGUUCAUCAGCAGACACCAGGGAUAAAAUAUAACAUGGGAUUCCAGCAACCAAAAAAAGACUGUGUUUCCAGCAAUAACCAGGAUAGAAGGUCAAGCAAAAAUACUGCAGACGGAGUAGCAACAGUAAAGCAAAGCAAUUCAUCACACCUCUCUGAAAAUGGGCCCACUAAGCCUCAAAGCACAGACAGAAGGCAAAGCAGCAUAAUGUUUGCAAUGAAGGAUCAACAGAAAGGUGAAGAAAUUAAUUCCAUCAGGCUCCAUAAACGACGGAGGAGAUUUAUAAUUAAGAAAAGCCCAUUUCUGAUUUCCAUGAACAGCUCCACUCUUAACCUGCCCACACUUAAAGCUGAGUACAGAAACAACAACAAGUGGCAGAGUCUCUAUCUGAUCCAAAAAGAAAGAAAGCGGAUAAUGAGGGAAACUUGUUCUAAAUACAAGAGUAAUAAUAGAAGAAUAAUCACUCCUUAUCAUGUUUCUAGGAUAUUUGUAGAGGAUAAAUAUAGGGUUUUAUACUGUGAAGUACCAAAAGCUGGCUGCUCUAACUGGAAACGUGUGCUCAUGGUUCUUAACGGGCUGGCUUCUUCCACAAAAGACAUACAGCACAACACGGUGCACUACGGAAACUAUUUAAAAAGACUGGAUGGAUUUGAUCAUAAAGGAAUUUAUCACAGGCUCAACACUUACACAAAGAUGCUUUUCAUUCGUGAACCUUUUGAAAAGCUGGUAUCUGCAUUUCGGGACAAGUUUGAACAUCCAAACAAUUACUACCACCCGGUUUUUGGAAAAGCCAUCAUUUCCAGAUACCGUGUCAAUGCCACCAAAGAAGCAUUAAGGACAGGCUCUGGAGUCAAAUUCAAAGAGUUCAUUCAAUAUCUUCUGGACGUACAUAGGCCAGUGGGUAUGGACAUCCACUGGGAUCAUGUCAAUAGGCUUUGCAGCCCGUGUUUAAUAGACUACGAUUUUGUUGGGAAAUUUGAAAGUAUGGAAGAAGAUGCAAACUUUUUCUUGCAUUUAAUUGGUGCUCCACAAAAUUUAACUUUCCCCAAGUUUAAAGACAGGCACUCCAAUGAAGAAAGAACUACCACUAAAAUUACACAACAGUAUUUUGCAGAGCUUUCUCCUUCUCAGCGACAACGAAGCUAUGACUUCUACUAUAUGGAUUAUUUGAUGUUUAACUACUCAAAACCUUUUGAAGAUUUAUAUUGA